GCUUAAGAAACCACAAAUCCAUCAUAUCAUUCAUCAAACUAUUACAAACUUUCAAAAUGAAGUUCAGCUCAUCUCUCGUCGUUUUGUCUCUCUCUGCUCUCAGCCUGGCAGCACCCACGCCUACUGAGUGCAGUGCAGUCACUGCAGCUGAUGGAACUGUUACCAAGCGUUGCAACAUCCCUUGGACUAAGAAUUACGGAGAGUACGAUGAGAAGCGUGACCUCGAGGAGCGCACUGAGUGCAGUGCAGUUACCGAAGCCGACGGUACUGUCACGAAGCGUUGCAACAUCCCUUGGACCAAGAACUACGGAGAGUAUGACGAGAAGCGUGAUGUUAAGGAGCGCACCGAAUGCAGCGCAGUUACUGCUGCCGACGGAACUGUCACUAAGCGCUGCAACAUCCCUUGGACCAAGAACUAUGGCGAGUACGAUGAGAAGCGUGAUGUUAAGGAGCGUACUGAGUGCAGUGCCGUCACUGAAGCCGACGGAACUGUUACCAAGCGCUGCAACAUCCCUUGGACCAAGAACUACGGCGAGUACGACCAGUAAGGUUUUCGCCAGAAAAUCUGAAAUGAAACUCCAAGGAGUUCAGAUAACUGUGUGUGUUGCUUCAAGUAGGAGGGGGUAGUUUUACACAACUGAAGGAAGAUCAGCCAAGGGAAUGGAACACAAUAUUUCGCAGAUGUGUAGAGCAGAUCACUUCCAUAGCAUACAGUGUGCCAAUAAGACUACGCGAUAUGAAUGUUC
Molecule: messenger RNA, 746 nt
Organism: Trichoderma harzianum CBS 226.95
Lineage: Eukaryota; Fungi; Ascomycota; Sordariomycetes; Hypocreales; Hypocreaceae
Exons: 2
Coding region: 57-548 (163 amino acids)
Source: RefSeq, a predicted model, not a curated record